AUGAGCUGCAUGGGCUGUCUGUGCUCGUUCAUCGGUCGCAAGUACAGCGGAACGGUGAGCCCGCAACGCAACGCCGACAACGAGCCGCUGACGUACGAGAUGGUGUACGCGUGGGCCGCCUCGUUCGACGCGCUCAUGAAGACGCGUCACGGACAACGGCACUUUGCCGAGUUCCUCAAAGGCGAGUACUCGGACGAGAACAUUCUGUUCUGGCAGGCGUGCGAGGAGCUGAAACGCGAGCGAAAUCCCGAGAAGACGGAGGAGAAGGCGCGCAUCAUCUACGAGGACUUUAUCAGCAUUCUGUCGCCGAAAGAGGUGUCGCUGGACUCGAAAGUUCGCGAGAUGGUCAAUCAGAACAUGGCGCGACCCUCGUCGAACACUUUCGACGAGGCGCAGAACCAGAUCUACACGCUCAUGGCCCGUGACAGCUAUCCGCGAUACAUUAGCUCGCCGGCUUACAAGGCGGCGCUCACACAGUUCGGAGUGAUCGAGGAACACGUUCGUGAGUUUUCGGGAUCCGCCGCUCAUAGGCCAUGGCAAUACAAAAAGUGUUUAGAAUGA
This is a messenger RNA of Caenorhabditis sp. 36 PRJEB53466, 561 nucleotides long. Lineage: Eukaryota; Metazoa; Nematoda; Chromadorea; Rhabditida; Rhabditidae. The record is from the annotation of a GenBank genome assembly.